This is a messenger RNA of Phalaenopsis equestris, 4877 nucleotides long. RefSeq names its product MAP3K epsilon protein kinase 1-like. The transcript has 26 exons. Gene Ontology annotation, cellular component: cytoplasm. Bases 532 to 4593 code for a protein of 1353 amino acids. Gene Ontology annotation, molecular function: protein binding; protein serine/threonine kinase activity; ATP binding. NCBI's taxonomy places the organism in Eukaryota, Viridiplantae, Streptophyta, Magnoliopsida, Asparagales, Orchidaceae. The record is from RefSeq and is a predicted model, not a curated record. Gene Ontology annotation, biological process: protein phosphorylation.
GGCUAUUGUCUAGCAGACAACUGGCUUCCGUUCAGAGUCGAGCUUCGGUCCGCGAGCCUGAGGCCGUCAUGGCUAAGUCCAGCAUUUCGCGCCCGUUAAUAACCCUCCGCGCUUCGGAUUUAACCCCCGUCUCUCCAUACCUCUGUACCCGCCUCCACCGGCAACACCACAGCACCACCUCUCAUCACCAUCCCACGUACACUUCAGGUUCUUGCCUCAUCUAACUCUUCCCAACCAUUAGCAACCAACGAGCGUUGCCACCCAACUUUUAGCUCUAUUUUGGGGCUAACGGAGCUCGAACGCUUUCAUCCGAUUUCGAGUUCUGAAAUAAUCAAAAGCCGGCGCGGGACGCUUGAUUCUGUUCCCUAGAUUAAUUGUCGUUGGCACUUUGAUCUACUGAGGCUCAAGUCCUCUUUUUCAUCAGUUGAAGAAUAGUAGCCCUGUUUUUUGUACAAGGAAGGGGUUUCCCUCAACGAAGGGCUUGAAGCAUUUUAAUUUUAGGGCUUCCGCGGCGAAUAAACUGUUUCGGACAUGUCUCGGAAUCUAGCAACCGCUCAGUUCCACAAAUCGAAAACCCUUUAUGAGAAAUAUAAACUUGGAGAUGAGAUUGGCAAGGGAGCUUAUGGUCGAGUUUAUAAGGGUCUUGACCUGAAAAAUGGAGAUUUUGUGGCAAUCAAGCAGGUUUCCUUGGAGAAUAUUCCUCAGGAGGAUCUUAACAUCAUAAUGCAAGAGAUUGAUCUGCUAAAGAAUCUUAACCACCAGAAUCUUAACCACAAAAAUCACAAAAAUAUUGUGAAAUACCUUGGAUCAUUAAAGACAAAGACUCACCUGCAUAUCAUUCUGGAGUAUGUUGAAAAUGGUUCACUUGCUAACAUAAUCAAGCCCAACAACUUUGGACCAUUCCCUGAGUCGUUGGUGCCUCUUUAUAUUUCCCAGGUUUUAGAAGGUUUAGUUUAUUUGCAUGAGCAAGGAGUCAUUCACCGAGACAUCAAGGGUGCAAACAUUUUAACCACUAAAGAGGGUCUUGUUAAACUUGCUGAUUUUGGUGUUGCAACGAAGUUAAAUGAAGCAGAUCUUAACGCACAUUCAGUUGUUGGAACACCUUAUUGGAUGGCCCCUGAGGUCAUUGAAAUGUCUGGGGUGUGUGCUGCAUCAGACAUUUGGAGUGUUGGUUGCACUGUUUUGGAGUUGCUUACAUGUGCCCCUCCUUACUAUGAUCUUCAACCUAUGCCAGCUCUGUUUCGAAUUGUGCAGGAUCCCCAUCCUCCUAUACCUGAGGGCUUAUCUGCUGACCUUACUGAUUUUCUUCGCCAAUGCUUCAAAAAGGAUGCAAUGCAAAGACCAGAUGCAAGAUCUUUGCUUCAGCAUCCAUGGAUUCAGAGCUCGAGACGUGUUCCACAGUCCUCUCUCCGUCAAAUAGGUGGCUCUAUAAGGAGCAUUGACGGAGAUGUUUCAAUCACUGAUAAGAACUUAGCUGGUAAUGGUCCUGAUGCUGAAGGUCUUUCAGAGGGUGGGGCCAAGUGUGAGGAUGCCAACAUAGAGCUAGAGAACUCUAAAAUGGAUUAUUUGGCUUCCAGCUCUCUUGAAAGAAACAGCUUUGAUGAAAGCCAAGGUGGAAAAAAUAGCAUUGCGCAAGAUGCCUUCUCGGGAAGUGUGGAUAAUAUAAAAGAUGAUGUUUUUUCUGCUAGAGAUCCUACUUUAGUUUUACUUCAAAAUCCAGUGAUGGGCUCUUUUUCUGAUAAAGAAGUUACUGCUGCUAAUCCAGAAACAUGCAAGGAAAGUUCCUAUGCUGUAACAGAUGAGCUGGCGAGAAUCUCUUCAGUCAAUGAAGAAAGUGUUUUAGAUGUUGAGCAGGAUAAUGAAGGAAGCUCCAUCCAUGAUGAAAGUAGCCUAUUUUCCUUUGGGACUGGAAUGCUGAAAGUCAAUUCUCAAAAGGCCGUGAAGCUCUCAUCUAUAACUGGUGCUCAAGAGCUGAGUCAAUUUAGUGAUGCCCCAGGAGAUGCUUUACUGGAGGAUUUAUUUCAGCCACUCGAUAGGGUUCCAGGAGAUCAAGUUGUACGAGCUUCAUCUUCUACCAGCGCUCAUGGAAAUGUAUUAUAUGAGGGUGGUAGAAGUGACCUUGCGAAGGAACUAAAAGCAAGGAUGGCCCAGAAACAUAUAGAAAAUCAAAUUGAACACCGGAAGGGUGGGAAGCUUCUGGAGUAUGUGAGGGGUGUGAUUGACAUUGAUGAUCCGGUUUUUGAUGAAAAUUUGCCAGCAGAGAACAUUUUUCUUAUCCAGUCUGUAGAGUUCAGCAAAUUAAUUGGGUUGCUGAAGCCAGAACAGCCGGAUGAUGUGAUUGUGUCGGCAUGCCAAAAGCUGCUUUCAUUUUUUGUUCAGCGUCCAGAGCAAAAACAUGUUUUCAUCUCUCAGCAUGGGUUUCUUCCUCUUAUGGAUCUUCUUGAAGUUCCAAGAAACCGAGUCAUUUGCUCUGUGCUUCAGAUUAUCAACCAAAUCGUCAUUGAUAAUGUUGCUUUUCAAGAAAAUGCUUGUCUCGUGGGGCUGAUUCCAGUGGUAAUGAACUUUGCAGUACCCGACCGCCCUCGGGAAGUUCGGAUGCAAGCAGCUUUAUUUUUUCAGAAUCUUUGCUAUUCCAGCACAUUGACAUUGCAAAUGUUUAUUGCCUGUCGUGGUAUCCCUGUGCUCGUUGGUUUUCUUGAGGCUGAUUAUGCAAAAUAUAGGGAGAUGGUUCAUCUUGCAAUAGAUGGCAUAUGGCAAGUAUUUAAGCUCCAGCAUACCACGCCAAGAAAUGACUUCUGUCGUAUAGCCGCCAAGAAUGGAAUUCUUCUUCGGCUUGUCAACACCCUUCACAGCUUGAAUGAGGCAGCUCGUUUGGCUUCCGUGCAAGGUAGUAAAGCUGCAAGACCUCGAUCUGGUCCAUUAGAUAACCUAGUCGUAGCAUUAGAACCGCUGCGAAGAUCUACUUCUGGGCCUGAUUCAACCACGAUAGACACAAAGCAGUCUUCUGGAGAUGCAGCUUUAGAGGAGCAUGAACACAUGGUCUUGGAAGUUGACCUGAUUAAGCAGCAGAGUUCAACUAAUUCUGCCAGUAAAACUUCUACUGAAAAGCCUUCAAGACAUGUAGAAGUUGCAUCAAAUGGAAAUCUUACUAGAAACUUAUCGGCUUCUCAAAGGGAAUAUAUACGCCCUCUGCUGAGCAUGUUAGACAAGGAAACUCCUUCUCGAAAUGUCUCAGGGCAGCUUGAGUAUGGGAGCCACCUUCCUACACUAGAAAAACAUGAAGGCAUAUUACCACUUCUUCAUGCUUCAACGGAAAGGAAAACUAAUGGAGAACUUGAUGUUCUGAUGGCCGAAUUUGCUGAAUUCUCAAAACAAGGGAGAGAAAAGGAACACGCAGGUAUCAAUGGAAAAUUAUCCAAGAGAAGCAAUAAGAAGGUUCUGCCACAAUCUGUGGGCUCAACUACUUCAAAUGAAGGUGCUUCAACGUCCGGUAUUGCUUCUCAGACUACAUCAGGAGUGUUAUCUGGAUCUGGAGUUCUCAAUGCUAGACCAGGGAGUUCGACAUCCUCUGGACUACUAUCACAAAUGGUCUCGUCCCUCAACGCCGACGUGGCACGAGAAUAUCUUGAGAAGGUAGCAGAUCUCUUAUUUGAAUUUGCCCAAGCUGAUUCUUCAGUAAAAUCCUACAUGUGUAGCCAAAGCUUGCUUACUCGUCUUUUCCAAAUGUUCAACAAGAUAGAGCCACCUAUUCUUCUUAAGAUCCUUAAGUGUGUCAAUCAUCUUUCGGGUGAUCCAAAUUGUUUGGAGUACCUUCAGCGUGCAGAUGCAAUCAAACAUUUGAUUCCUAACCUCGAACUUCAUGAUGGCCCUUUUGUCUCUCAAAUACACAUUGAAGUCCUCAAUACACUAUUCAACCUUUGCAAGAUAAACAAGAGGAGACAGGAACAAGCAGCGGAGAAUGGCAUUAUUCCUCAUUUAAUGAACUUUAUUAUGUCCGAUUCGUCACUAAAACACAGUGCAUUGCCACUCCUCUGCGACAUGGCUCACGCCUCACGAAACUCCAGGGAACAGGUGAGGAUUCAUGGCGGAUUAGAUGUGUACCUGAAUCUCUUGGAAGACGAAGCAUGGGCUGUUACCGCAUUAGAUUCUCUUGCGGUCUGCUUGGCCCAUGACAACGACCACAAGAAGGUUGAACAGGCUCUAUUAAGGAAAGAGGCCAUCCAGAAGUUAGUUAAGUUCUUCCGGAACUGUCCGGAACAAUAUUUCAUCAACAUAUUAGAGCCUUUCUUGAAGAUUAUUACGAAAUCAGCGCGGAUAAAUACUGCAAUGGCAACCAACGGUUUGGCUACGCUUCUCAUUUCAAGACUGGACCAUCAUGAUGCUAUUGCUCGACUUAAUCUUCUAAAAUUAAUUAAGGCUGUUUAUGAGCAUCACCCAAGACCCAAGCAGCUGAUAGUGGAAAAUGAUCUCCCACAAAAGUUGCAGAAUUUGAUCGAAGAGCGCAGAAAUGGGCAGCGCUCUGGAGGGCAGGUUCUGGUCAAGCAAAUGGCUACUGCGCUUGUAAAAGCUCUUCACAUCAACACUAUUCUAUAGUCAACCUCCACACCAGCUUGUGUUGUACAAUCGAGGUGUAAUUAUGUAAAUUUCUUUUUUUUUUCUUAACUUUGGUUUAUUAUCAUUAUUGUUAUAUAUUAUCAUUAUUAUUAUUAUUAUUAUUAUUAUUUGAAGCAUUGGGAGCCUAUGCUCAAUUUCAUUGUUUGUAAAUUAAUUACAUCAGUUACAUGUAUUUACAUGUAGGGAUCAAAGGAAACUUAUCGAUAACAUCUAAGAGGGGGAUAACCCACCAAGACAUUUUACAUUAAUAGUUAAUUUGUGUU